AUGACUAAUCCAUUAAAUUUGGCUGAAAUACUAGUGUCAAUCCUAAAUUUUUUAUUAGCUGACAAGGCUCUUUAUCCUAUCUUAUUUAUUAACCGAUUUUGGUAUUAUACUGUAGGACAGAUACUAUGGAAGCAUAUCGAAUUCUUAGACUCUUUACGGCAAAAAAAGUUUUUACGUAUUUGCAGAAACUUAAAACCAUUUCAUGGAAUAAAUAGGCCUGUAAAGGUAUUAGCAGAAAUGUAUUAUAAAAGCUUGAUCAGAAUAUCAAGAUAG
Molecule: messenger RNA, 273 nt
Organism: Funneliformis caledonium
Lineage: Eukaryota; Fungi; Glomeromycota; Glomeromycetes; Glomerales; Glomeraceae
Source: the annotation of a GenBank genome assembly